Diabrotica virgifera virgifera (western corn rootworm) is the source of this 1428-nucleotide messenger RNA. RefSeq lists its product as uncharacterized. The record is from RefSeq and is a predicted model, not a curated record. The transcript has a single exon. Gene Ontology annotation, molecular function: nucleic acid binding. Lineage: Eukaryota; Metazoa; Arthropoda; Insecta; Coleoptera; Chrysomelidae. Bases 1 to 1428 code for a protein of 475 amino acids.
AUGGAAGAAACACCUUUCUUUUAUUGGCUGCAAACUUGUUUUAUACCCUAUGUGCGCAAAAAACGUUUAGAGCUGGAACUACCAGAUGCAACCGCUCUACUUCUAUAUGAUGGUCACAGCAGCCACGUAAGUCUACGCAUAAUAGAACUUGCUAUGGAGGCUAAUAUUCAAAUUAUCAAAUUUCCUAGCCAUCUCACAGACAACAUUCAACUCCUUGACAAAUGCGUAUUUGGCCCAGUGAAAAAAGCAUGGGACCGAAAGUUGGUGGAGUUUGGUAAGGCCAAUAUUGGAGUUGGAACAGGACGUUUGCAAAAGCGUGAUUUUGUUGAACUCUUGGGCUUAGUUUGGGCAGAAGCUAUGACAAAAUCAAAUAUUAAAGCUGGUUUCAUCACCACAGGAAUUUGUCCAGUAAAUCGAAAGCGUUUUCCAGAAAGUUUGUUUGAUCCAAUAGCGCUUCUAGCUUAUCAGAAAAGAAAACGGAGAAGUGAUGUCGGCUCUCUAAUCGAACCUGCUCCAGAAAUGCAAGAAGCUGAAAAUUCAAAUUCAUCUGUUGGUUUUGUUUCGGAAACGGAAGGACCUGGCUCUUCAGGUUCAUCAGCGGCAGAAUUGGAAAAGGCUGGACCCUCUAAGUUACCAUCACUACCAGCUACUGUUACUGAUUCUUCUAUUCCAUGUUCACCCUCUGCUAUUGUUCAAAUCUUUGCUGAAGCAAUUCGUGAAAAAAGAUCCUUGACAAGUGAAAUCCAAGUUGCAAAAAAACCAACACCUCGUUUAAAGCAGCUGCGGUACGGAGAGGUAGUAACGACGGAAGAGGUGGCUGCUAGGUUCAGAGAAGCUGAGAAUAAAAAAAUAAAACGACCCAAAACAGUUGCGAAAUUAAAAACUAGUAAAACCAACACUACAGAAAAUAAGUUAAAAAAGAAAACAUCUAGUAGUUCUUCCGAUGAUAAUUCCAGUGACACAAUGUCUCUUCAUGAUGAAUCCGAUGAUUCUAAGUUUGUCAAUUCAGACACCGAACAGAGUUCAGAGGAGGAUUCAAGAAAGUUGCAUUUUUUACAAGAGAAUAAGAAAGCCAAAGCCGAAAGUCUUGAGAGCUCGGAUGAAACAGAGAUGAACAUGCCACUUGCAAAAUUGCGUGAAAAAAUACAAGUGAAAGUUGGAGACUUUAUAAUUGUGAAAUUUAUUUACAAUCUCGGCACUAAAAAACAAAUCAAGAAAAAUUUUGUUGCCGAAGUAGUCGACUUGGAUAUUAACAUUUCAGCAAAAUUUUUUAGAAAAUCCAGUAAAACUACUGACACCUACAUAUUUCCCUUGGUAGAAGAUAAGCAAGUGAUUAAUUUUGACCAAAUAGUAGCUAUAAUAAAACCGUCAAAUAUUAUGCGUGGUCGAUAUGUUUUCCCAAAUAUUUCAGAUUACCGUUGUUGCUAG